Molecule: messenger RNA, 1303 nt
Organism: Magnolia sinica
Lineage: Eukaryota; Viridiplantae; Streptophyta; Magnoliopsida; Magnoliales; Magnoliaceae
Product: UDP-D-apiose/UDP-D-xylose synthase 2-like
Exons: 9
Coding region: 65-1216 (383 amino acids)
Molecular function (GO): carboxy-lyase activity
Source: RefSeq, a predicted model, not a curated record
AGUCCCGUACUUAUUCUUCUUCCGUGCAAUCUUCUCUGAGAAAAAUCCUCCUUUCUGAAGUUCAAUGGCAAGACUCGAUCUGGACGGAAACCCGAUCGAGCCGCUCACGAUCUGCAUGAUCGGCGGCGGCGGAUUCAUCGGGUCCCAUCUCUGCGACAAGCUCGCCGAGGAAAGCCUCCACAAGGUCAUCGUGAUCGACGUCUCUGAAGAAAAGAUCAAACACCUCCUCGAGGCAAGCUGCCCCUCUUCCAGCCGCUUCGAGUUCCACAAGAUUAACAUCAAGCAUGAUUCCCGCCUCGAGUCUCUGAUCAAGACCGCCGAUCUCACGAUCAAUCUUGCAGCGAUCUGCACACCGGCGGAUUACAACAAGCGGCCGCUUGAUACAAUCUACAGCAAUUUCAUCGAUGCGAUUCCAGUGGUUAAGUUCUGUUCUGAGUAUAAGAAGCGCUUGAUUCAUUUCUCUACGUGUGAAAUCUAUGGGAAGACCGUCGGGAGUUUCCUUCCGAAAGAUCACCCCCUUCGGCAGGAUCCAAAAUUUUAUGUCCUGAAAGAAGACGAGUCACCCUGCGUUUUCGGCCCAAUAGAGAAACAGAGGUGGUCCUAUGCCUGCGCUAAGCAAAUGAUUGAAAGGCUGAUAUAUGCUGAGAGUCACGAACAUGGCCUCAAGUUCACGAUUGUUAGGCCUUUCAACUGGAUCGGACCGAGGAUGGAUUUCAUACCAGGCAUUGAUGGGCCAAGCGAAGGAGUCCCUAGGGUUCUUGCAUGCUUCAGUAAUAAUCUUCUCCGGGGCGAGCAACUUAAGCUUGUUGAUGGUGGUCAGUCACAAAGGACCUUUCUCUACGUAAAGGAUGCCAUCGAAGCACUUUUGCUGAUGAUUGAGAACCCGUCACGUGCGAACGGUCAUAUUUUCAAUGUGGGCAAUCCUGACAAUGAAGUUACAAUGAAAGAACUGGCAGAAAUGAUGGUAAAGGUGUAUCCAAAAGUAUCCGGUGAGCCUGCAUUGGAGGUACCCACCAUCGAUGUAAGCUCGAAGGAUUUCUACGGUGAAGGGUACGAUGACUCUGACAAACGCAUUCCUGACAUGACCAUUAUCAACAAACAGCUCGGAUGGAACCCGAAGACAUCGCUAAUGGACCUUCUAGAAUCGACACUGGCCUACCAGCACCAGACAUAUUCAAAGGCCAUGAAGGAAGCACUCUCCAAGCCAGCUUGCUGAGUUGAAUUUUACAGAAAACGCCCACCCCCAGCCACACAUACAAUGUAACACUCAAAAUGCCAUCAGUUUCCAUUCCACAGAAGAAAA